AUGCAGACAUACGACGAGAUCUACAAACUAUACCGGAAAUCUCCGAAAUUUGAAGGCCUAAUACCACUUGAAUCACAACCCACAUAUGCUUCAAUUGCCCUAGUUGCGGCACUUGUUUUGAUUGGAUUCGCGGCAACUCUGCCUGCGAAGGCCAGUGGGACGCCACUGGCUGUGCAAUUCGUGAAAUACACAACAGUGAGCUUGGUCGGGAGUAUGUUUCUAGGAAUCGCUGUUGUCUUCUUGACGAAUUCCUUCGGUGUCUAUGCUUGA
Molecule: messenger RNA, 270 nt
Organism: Lachancea lanzarotensis
Lineage: Eukaryota; Fungi; Ascomycota; Saccharomycetes; Saccharomycetales; Saccharomycetaceae
Gene: OST5
Product: LALA0S06e07844g1_1
Exons: 2
Coding region: 1-270 (89 amino acids)
Biological process (GO): protein N-linked glycosylation
Source: RefSeq, a predicted model, not a curated record